AUGAACAUUGACACUUUUGCGUUCGAAGCGCCCUCUAACUUGAAGAUAGCUGCGAAGCGAUAUUCAUACUCAAACGAUCAAGGUCGCCGCUCUGGACUGACUUUACUGUUCAUGCAUUGCGUCGGAUCUCACAAGGAGCAAUGGGAGCCCAUCAUAGACAGGCUUUUUCACAUCGAAAGGACGGAAGGUGUUUAUUUUCUGAGAGAGGCAUGGGCAUUCGACUGGCAGAGUCAUGGUGACUCGGCGGUAUUGAAUCGGGAGGCGUUGAAGAGUAUGCAUGGGGUCAUCUCUGCCUAUGAAUGGACCACCGCCGUUGCUUGGUUUGUCAAGUCUCCGUUGAUGAAUGGACAUCGUAUUGUUCCUGUUGGCCAUUCAGCGGGAGCCGCAGUUUCAAUACAUUUAACAAACUCUAUUUCACCAGAAAGAUUCGCAUCCAUCGUUCUUGUAGAACCAACAAUCUCAACAAAACCGGUCUUUGAUUCCCACCGGGAGGACCGAAUGGCCAGAAUCGAUUUUGCCGUCGCCGCUACCAAAACCAGACGUGAUCAUUGGCGUUCGAGGGAGCAAGCUUUCGACUACUUCAGGAAGCGUAUACCAUGGGAUACUUGGGACGAACGUGUUGUGCGUCUUAUGGCUAAACACGCCCUCGAGGACUCGCCUGACGGCGGAGUGAGAUUGAAAUGGGACAAACAGCACGAAGCUGUGUCCUAUCUUGACAUGGAUCCUCAUUUUGUAGGCGCAAUUCAAUUGGCUAAAGUCUGCCAUUCCGUGCCCAUUCAUGUUAUCUGGGGAACUCAAGGAGACCUUGUGCCUGAAUUCAUCCAAGAAUCGUUAAGCGAUGCUUCGGAAGGCCGUGUUGUGGCAUCCGUUACCAAGAUUGAAGAUGCCGGACAUAUGGUGGUCCAGGAACAGCCCGACUUGGUCGCCAAUGCUCUCGCCAAUAUCCUCAGACCUUUGGCAAAGUUUCCAAGGGCGAAACUCUGA
Messenger RNA from Psilocybe cubensis, 984 nucleotides. RefSeq lists its product as uncharacterized. The record is from RefSeq and is a predicted model, not a curated record. The transcript is spliced from 7 exons. NCBI's taxonomy places the organism in Eukaryota, Fungi, Basidiomycota, Agaricomycetes, Agaricales, Agrocybaceae. Bases 1 to 984 code for a protein of 327 amino acids.